AUGAGUUCAAAAGUGAAAAACAACAAUGGAACCGAAGUGAGGGUCUAUGAAAUUGUGAGUUUCUUUUGAGUGCUGUUCAUUCAAAACAGUGUAGCUCAGCUGCCAGUAGAGAUAUCAAAAUAUUGUAAACUAAGAAAAUGUAGCCAAUAUUUUAGAGAUCAAUUUGUUAGUUGACAAUUUUUCGAUAUCUCUACCGACAGCCGAGAUACAUCGCUUUGAUUGGACGUUAUUGGGGUGCCCUUCUAUUACGCUACUCAACUUCGCAACCGAGCCCUUACCUAUUUGGUUGCGAAACGUCCCGUCCCCUUAUGCAGACGUCGAUAAUCUUUGCGAGUGUGAUGAUUUUCGUCUCGAUGCUCGUCAUCUUCCUGAACUUUCAUCUCGCCCGCCGCGUCCUCCACCAUCGGCGGCAUCCGAUCAUGCGGAAACUGCGGAAAAUGGUGCCACGAUAUCGGAGUGCAGUCAAAAACGGAAUGCUGACCGCCACGGAGACGGUGAUUCUGGCGUUGGAGGCAGGAAUGACACUCGAAGGCGUCCGACUCGAAUACGUCAAUUCGGGCGCCACUCGCGAGGAGAUUCUCGAGUACGUACCCGUAUCUGCGUUGCCGGCAGAGAUAUCAAAAAGGUGUCAACUGAGAAAAUGUAGAAAAUUUCUUCACGAGCAUUUUAUUAGUUGACAACUUUUCGAUAUCUCCACCGACAGCCGAGAUAUGUACAGUGCUGGCCAUUAAUAUAUGAAAAAAUGGUUUUUUGAGGAUAACUUUUUUUCUAGUCAUCCGGGGACCCUGAAACUUAUACGGUAUACAAAAAGUGCCGUUACACUGAGUCACAGCGUGGACGUUUAUCAUUAAAGCGCACUUGCAGCGCACGCGCGGGAGUUCAAAAAUAAUAAAUUUUCGGCGAAAAUUGCGUUAUUCCCCGUGUAAAAAUUGAACGCCGUAAUUUUUUCGUUUUUGUCACAGGCUAUAUUGUAGCUGGGAGUUAGACGGUCAUUUUGAGCACACACAGAGCCAAAUCGGUGCAGCCGUCGUGUUUCCUUGUGCAAAACUGUGUAGCGAUGCGAAAUAAAUUUAAAAGUUUGAGGUUAUUUUGAAUUGUUUCGCAGAUUUAUUACGACAGUGACGCUUGAAUACUGUUAUAUAAUGGCUAGAGACGCUGUACGGAUGAAAAAAAAUCGCAACUCAAUGCAAAUAGACCGAUUUUUAAAAAAACCAUGAAAGAGUAGCGUGAAUUUCUGGCUGAAAUACAUGAAAAGCAGAAGUUUGUCAAUAUUAGAAGUUGUAGAGAUGAAAGAGAGCUUUAUCAAACGUAAAAAAAUGAUUAUGUGCGCGAUUGUUACGUCUUUUUGCCGUCAGAAAUCUGAAGUGUCGCUGAAAGUGAGCUUUGUAGGCAAACUUCCGGCCACAAGGAUCGAAUUUUUAGAAUUGUAGAAGUGAGAUAACAUCGCGAUAAAAAGAAAACUAAGAAUAUUUUUCAAUAAGCUUCAUUCAGUAAUCAAACAAAUUUAGUGUUCCGUUAAAAAAAUUUUUUUGCUGGAGAUUCCUGGUUUUCAGUUGAUUAGUGCUUUUUUUCUAUUCGCGUGUCCGCCGCAAUCCGAUAAAAUGAUGGGGAAAAACCUGAAAUUAUUUAUCGGCGAAGAAAAUAACUGUUCUUUUUUUAUUCUAACCGCUACUCCGUGCCGCUCGGCAAUUUCCACCAGCUUCGCGCCUUUCCAACUGCAGAAAUUGUCGCAACGAGUCCUGAAAAUUUAAAUUUGAGUUUUUUGCAACAAAUAUUUAACGAAAAAUUGCGUUUCGACAAGUUUUAAAAGAUAAAAAAACGAGAAAAAAAGAUUUUUAAUUGCGAAACCAAAUAAUCCAAUAGUGCGCCAAGUGAGUGCAAGAUGCGCCAGCAGUCUCCUUUGGUCUCAUGUCCACGCUGUGACUCAGUGCGUUAGGCAAAGUUGCGGACUUUCAAACUGCAUCAUCAUUUAUUUUUUUUUCAGAAAAUGUUUUUUUUUCAUUUUUUCGAUUUUUCGAUUUUUGACGUUUUUUUAUUUUUUUCGAUUUAUUUUUUUUUCUGUGAUAUCAUAUGACUCUAAAAUGAUUUGUAGACGUGGGAAAACCUUGUGGAAGACAAAAUGUGCCCAUAGAUGUUAAAAAAGCGAUCAUCCGAGGUCGCCAGCAAGGCAUGAAGUUGAAAGAUCUUGCUCAGCAGUUUCAGCUCGGUAUUUCCACGGCUUUCAGCAUUUUGAAAAGAUUCAAGACGCAGGUAAGGUUCAAAGUGUUUGUCAAACCCAAUAAAAUAUUUAGAAUACCUGCAUCGGUCCAAAGGCGCCAGGAAAACCUCGUGGAACUACCAAGGCCAUGGAUCGGAACAUCCUGAGAGCGUCGAGAGAGGAUCCCAGAAGGACUUGAACGGAAAUCCAGAUGGUUGUGAAUUCUCCCACGGAUCCAGCACCUUCUAGAAGAACAAUCAGAAGACGUUUAUUCCGUUGAUACGUCUCAGAGGUCCCAUAGCGUUGGCCGAGAAACAUCCCCAUACCAUACACGAUCCUCCUCCGUGCUUGACUGUUGGAAGAUGGUAGUUGGAAGGAUAUCUGGUUCCAACGGGACGCCGAAUCCAGCAAUUUCCAUCACUACCAAACAAAUUAAACUUGCUUUCAUCGGACCAGAUGUGUUUUUCCUAUUCGCGAGGUCCCCAGGUGAGAUGAGCUUUUGCCCAUGCAACUCGAGCCUUCCGGUUCUUCUGGUUUGCGAACUGGACGUCGUCCAUGGAGCCCAGCAUCUUGUAAAAGUCUUCUGAUUGUUCUUCUAGAAGGUGCUGGAUCCGUGGGAGAAUUCACAACCAUCUGGAUUUCCGUUGAAGUCCUUCUGGGAUCCUCUCUCGACGCUUUCAGGAUGUUCCGAUCCAUGGCCUUGGUAGUUCCACGAGGUUUUCCUGGCGCCUUUGGACCGAUGCAGGUAUUCUAAAUAUUUUAUUGGGUUUGACAAACACUUUGAACCUUACCUGCGUCUUGAAUCUUUUCAAAAUGCUGAAAGCCGUGGAAAUACCGAGCUGAAACUGCUGAGCAAGAUCUUUCAACUUCAUGCCUUGCUGGCGACCUCGGAUGAUCGCUUUUUUAACAUCUAUGGGCACAUUUUGUCUUCCACAAGGUUUUCCCACGUCUACAAAUCAUUUUAGAGUCAUAUGAUAUCACAGAAAAAAAAAUAAAUCGAAAAAAAUAAAAAAACGUCAAAAAUCGAAAAAUCGAAAAAAUGAAAAAAAAACAUUUUCUGAAAAAAAAAUAAAUGAUGAUGCAGUUUGAAAGUCCGCAACUUUGCCUAACGGCACUUUUUGUAUACCGUAUAAGUUUCAGGGUCCCCGGAUGACUAGAAAAAAAGUUAUCCUCAAAAAACCAUUUUUUCAUAUAUUAAUGGCCAGCACUGUAUAUCCGGUUCAGGAGUAUUCUCGGAAAACUGCCCGCAAAGUUCUUCAAUCGUCUCAAGACGGCCGGCCGCUUUCUGGAAGUCGGCAUGGCCAACGAAAAAGUGUUUUUGGAUUUGUGGAACAGCCAAAGCUACCGGGAUCUCGUCAUGACGGUCUGUUUUGGGCGAUUUUAGACGGAUUGGAACUAUAGAAAAGCUAGGCCAUCAAAUUGUGAUUCCUAGGCCACUUGUUCGAAAAGUUAGGCUUGUCGGAUCCUAGGCCACCAACACUAUUAAUUCUAGUCCAUCGUUUGUUGCAGGCAAACCUCGUUGAAUGCCGUACCCAAACGUACAUCCUGCCCGUCAACUCUGCCGCCCUUUCAUCCGAAAACAACCAGACGGACGGCGAUUCCACCGUGAACAAGGCGAAUCCGGACAGAUCGCCGCCGGGAAGAAGUCAGCGACAAAGUCAGCGUCAAACGGCCUCCGAAAAGGCGAAAUCCAUGUUUUUGCCGGAAGGAAAACCGCUCAUUUGCUCCGGAGUCAACGAUGAUGCACAAUAA
This is a messenger RNA of Caenorhabditis sp. 36 PRJEB53466, 3949 nucleotides long. The record is from the annotation of a GenBank genome assembly. Lineage: Eukaryota; Metazoa; Nematoda; Chromadorea; Rhabditida; Rhabditidae.